AUGACGAUAGGGCAGCUGCAUCCUUGCAUUGGGGAGGUGCUCCUUACCCGAGAAGUAUUGCAGGAGCGGGUCUCAGAGGUUGGCAGGGAGAUUGCAGCCGACUACGCCGACAAGCAGCCGCUGGUGAUUGGCACGCUGAAGGGCGCGGUGGUGUUCAUGUCGGACCUCGUCCGCGCCAUGGAGCCCACGCCGGCGGGGCUGGAGCUCGACUUUGUGCGAGCCUCCUCCUACGGUGCCGGCACCGUCAGCAGCGGCAAGGUGGCGCUGACCAUGGUGGGAGGCACCGACGUCAAGGGGCGGCACGUGCUGCUGGUCGAAGAUAUUGUGGACUCUGGGCGUACCGCCGCCGCGCUGCUGGAGCACUUCUCUGCCGAGGGCGCCGCCUCGGUCAAGCUGGUGUCGCUGCUCAGCAAGCCCUCGCGGCGGGCGGUGCAGUGCGAGCCAGACUACCAGUGCUUCGAGAUUGAGGACAAGUUUGUCGUAGGAGUGGGACUAGACUACCGGGAAGAGUACCGCUCGCUGCCGUACAUUGGCGUGCUCAAGCCCGAGUGCUACGAAAGCUGA
This is a messenger RNA of Chlorella variabilis, 564 nucleotides long. RefSeq lists its product as hypothetical. The coding region runs from base 1 to 564 and encodes 187 amino acids. Gene Ontology annotation, molecular function: hypoxanthine phosphoribosyltransferase activity; magnesium ion binding. NCBI's taxonomy places the organism in Eukaryota, Viridiplantae, Chlorophyta, Trebouxiophyceae, Chlorellales, Chlorellaceae. Gene Ontology annotation, biological process: guanine salvage; purine ribonucleoside salvage; IMP salvage. The record is from RefSeq and is a predicted model, not a curated record. The transcript has 5 exons.